UGUGAGCGUAUAUAUACCCCUCAGAUCUCCUACGUUAACUGCCAUCAGAAGAAGAACAGAGCUCCCUCCUGUCCUCUCUCUUCUCUCUCUCGCUCUUCUUCCGCAUAAGAUCUCUCUCGCUCUCUCCGCCGUCAACCUCCCGCCUCACAUUGACUGAGGCCGUCAAUAGCAGAACAAGAUGGUGAAGAUCUGCUGCAUUGGAGCUGGAUAUGUUGGUGGGCCUACUAUGGCUGUGAUUGCCCUUAAGUGCCCAGAUAUUGAAGUAGCUGUUGUUGACAUUUCUGUGUCUAGGAUCAAUGCCUGGAACAGUGAUACGCUCCCCAUAUAUGAGCCAGGCCUUGAUGAUGUGGUGAAGCAGCGCAGAGGAAAGAACCUCUUCUUCAGCACCGAUGUUGAAAAACACGUUAUGGAGGCAGACAUUGUCUUUGUUUCUGUAAACACGCCCACCAAAACCCAGGGUCUUGGAGCUGGCAAAGCUGCUGAUCUUACCUACUGGGAGAGUGCUGCUCGUAUGAUUGCAGAUGUAUCAAAGUCUGACAAAAUUGUGGUUGAGAAGUCAACUGUCCCAGUCAAAACAGCUGAGGCCAUUGAAAAGAUUCUGACCCACAACAGCAAAGGCAUCAACUUCCAAAUUCUUUCAAAUCCUGAGUUCCUUGCUGAGGGAACUGCAAUCGAGGACCUUUUUAGCCCAGAUCGUGUCCUCAUUGGAGGUCGGGAAACCCCAGCAGGCCAAAAGGCAAUUCAAGCACUCAAGUCAGUUUAUGCCCAUUGGGUCCCUGAAGAAAGAAUCAUCUGCUCUAAUCUGUGGUCUGCUGAGCUUUCAAAGCUUGCUGCCAAUGCCUUCUUGGCACAGAGGAUAUCUUCUGUUAAUGCCAUAUCUGCACUCUGUGAGGCAACUGGUGCAAAUGUCCAAGAAGUGGCACAUGCCGUUGGCAAGGACACAAGAAUUGGGCCUAAGUUUUUAAAUGCCAGCGUUGGUUUUGGUGGGUCUUGCUUCCAGAAGGAUAUUUUGAACUUGGUAUAUAUCUGCGAGUGUAAUGGCCUUCCUGAGGUUGCAAAUUACUGGAAACAAGUCAUUAAGAUCAAUGACUACCAGAAGUCUCGGUUUGUGAACCGUGUGGUUUCCUCAAUGUUCAACACAGUCUCGGGUAAGAAGAUAGCAAUCCUGGGAUUUGCCUUCAAGAAGGACACUGGUGACACUAGGGAGACACCUGCCAUUGACGUGUGCAAAGGGCUGUUGGGUGACAAGGCCCGGCUGAGCAUAUACGACCCUCAGGUGAGUGAGGAUCAGAUCCAGAGGGAUCUUUCUAUGAAGAAGUUUGAUUGGGACCAUCCGAUUCAUCUUCAACCUCAGAGCCCGACUACUGUGAAGCAAGUUGGUGUAGUCUGGGAUGCGUAUGCGGCAACAAAGGAUGCUCAUGGAAUCUGCAUCCUGACCGAGUGGGACGAGUUCAAGAGUCUUGAUUACCAGAAGAUUUAUGAUCAGAUGCAGAAGCCUGCAUUUGUAUUCGAUGGAAGGAACGUGGUGGAUGCUGAGAAGCUGAGGCAAAUUGGGUUCAUUGUUUACUCCAUCGGAAAGCCCCUGGACGAGUGGCUCAAGGACAUGCCCGCCGUGGCGUAAAGACUUGAUGAGGAGGAGCGAAGAAGCACAGUAAUUUGAAGAUCGAUCCGCUUGUGGGCAAAAGUUCUGUUAGUUCCGAAGUUUGUUACUGAUAGUGGAUGCAUAAUUUGUCCUUAAUUUUUACCUUCUUGUAUGAUUUUGUUAUUUCACUAUUCAUUAAACUUGGGGGGUUUAUGUUGCGUCUUAUGUUACUUGUAAUAGUAUCCUUAAUACAGUUCGUGAGCUUUGUCCUCGGCUUAGUGGAAUAUAUCUCAAUUUGUUAUUUUCUUAGUUUAAUGUAAUAAAAUCAGAAACCAGGAAAUUAUAAUUC
Molecule: messenger RNA, 1931 nt
Organism: Pyrus x bretschneideri (Chinese white pear)
Lineage: Eukaryota; Viridiplantae; Streptophyta; Magnoliopsida; Rosales; Rosaceae
Product: UDP-glucose 6-dehydrogenase 1
Exons: 2
Coding region: 179-1621 (480 amino acids)
Biological process (GO): glycosaminoglycan biosynthetic process
Cellular component (GO): cytosol; nucleus
Molecular function (GO): NAD binding; UDP-glucose 6-dehydrogenase activity
Source: RefSeq, a predicted model, not a curated record